AUGGCCCUCGUCCCACAAUCCCGCAAGCUCCAAGUCGACUUCUCCUGGAAGCGCUUCAAAGGCCUCAUCACCGACGCCAACGACACAACCAACACACCCCUCUACAUCGUCCACUGGAACGCCUUCAAAUCCCCACACAUGACAUUCAAGCGCCCCAGCGAUGAUCAAGUAGUCGGCACAGGAACGCUGCACCUCGUGCGCAUAAACGCCGACUUUGUCGUCAACGGGCGCGCGGGGACACUUGUCGCCCAGAAGCGCUUCAAGACACUCUACACGCACGAAUCGCAUGCAUACGCGGACCCCGAGACGGGAAAACCGACUACCUUGACCUGGACGAGCGACAGCGGAUUCACGACGUGGGACUUUGUAUGCGUUGAUGAGCGCCAGAGGCCUGUCGCCAAGUACACGGCGAAGAUCUGGGGCGUCAAGAAGAUUGGGUAUGUUGAGUUUAUGGAUGAUCGGGUGUUGACGGAGGAGGCAAGGGAUGAGAUUGUUGUUACGGGCAUUACGCUCUUCUACUGCAUGUGGUUGCGCGUGAAUAGUAUCUUCUCGCUGUUUGGGGCGUUCUUUCAUAGUACGCCGGAUUCGCAGGGGAAAUGA
Aspergillus calidoustus is the source of this 600-nucleotide messenger RNA. The record is from the annotation of a GenBank genome assembly. Lineage: Eukaryota; Fungi; Ascomycota; Eurotiomycetes; Eurotiales; Aspergillaceae.